This is a messenger RNA of Nicrophorus vespilloides, 2051 nucleotides long. RefSeq lists its product as uncharacterized. Bases 199 to 1284 code for a protein of 361 amino acids. Gene Ontology annotation, molecular function: enzyme activator activity; mRNA binding. The transcript has a single exon. The record is from RefSeq and is a predicted model, not a curated record. Lineage: Eukaryota; Metazoa; Arthropoda; Insecta; Coleoptera; Silphidae. Gene Ontology annotation, biological process: deadenylation-independent decapping of nuclear-transcribed mRNA; deadenylation-dependent decapping of nuclear-transcribed mRNA; positive regulation of catalytic activity. Gene Ontology annotation, cellular component: P-body.
UUCAUUUGCCGUUUGACGUGAAUUCCCUGGCUUUGACUUAAUAAAAGGAAAAUAUUUUGAGUUUAUAACAGAAGUUAUAUUAAAGUUGAUUGGAGAAAGUUUUGCAGUGCAUGUGCCAACGAUUUCGUGCGUGUUUUCGUCGAGUUCAGUCGUGUAUAGAUCUGUGAAUAGGUGUGAAAAAAAGUAUUCGUUCACACUAUGGCCGAUCCAGUAGAAAUGCGUAUGAGUGUAACAUCAAUAAAACGUGUGGAUCCAUAUGUUAAAGAAAUACUGGCGAAAUCAACACAUGUAGCCUUGUACAAGUUCAACCCUUCAAUCAAUGAGUGGGAGAAGACGGACACGGAAGGCGCUCUCUUUCUGUAUAGUAGAAAUGGAGAGCCAUACCACAGUAUUAUGGUGAUGAACCGAUUGAACACAGAGAAUCUGAUUGAGCCCAUCGUGAAGGAGUUUGAGUAUCAGAUGCAGGCACCGUUUCUGCUAUACAGGAACUCAAAGAGUAAAAUCUUUGGGAUAUGGUUUUACAAUCGCGAUGAGUGUGUCAGCCUAACAUUAAUCCUAGAGACAGUGAUGGAAACUGUGAAGGAGAAGAAUAUAGAUAAAAAUAAGAAGGCUGAUGGUGUUGAUAUCUUCGGUUUGUUAAGCAGAGCUCAAGAAGAUUAUAAUAAGACUCCAAUUAAGCAAGAGAGCCAUCCACAGUUUUCGACGCCGAGGGCACCAGAUGUAACCUCGCAGAGUGUGAUGGAUUUCUUUGCAAAGGCCGGAACAAAAUCAGCUGCCAAACCAGUGCACACCCCCGAAUCAGAGAUCCAAUUUACUUUACAAAAACUUAUGAAUAAUCCUGCUCACAGUGUCGAGCACAUUGAAAAACAACAGAGGUCCAUAACACCACAGAAGAACCACAAAGAGAAUGGUAUGAAUUUCAUUCGAGUGUCUUCACCGAAGCCAACUAGUAGUUCACCACUGGCCACUUUCCUCGGGCAGAAGGUUAAGGAGGACAGGGACCCAGUGACAUCCCCGAUGACCAACCUCAUGGAUUCAGGCCCAGCUGCAAAGCCACCAGCUCUGAUGGCGCCAAUCAUGUUCGCUUCGUGCGCAUCGAAGCCCGAUGAGCCAGAGUGCAGCAGCAGUCUGCAACCUGUUGAGCCCCUCACCAAGAAUCAGAUGCUGCAAGCUGUAACUUAUUUAUUGAAAAACGAUUCAGAUUUUGUAACUAAAAUUCACGAGGCUUACGUGAGAUCCAUGACGGAAAAGGUUAAUUGCUCCUCAUCUCUGAAUUUAAAUUAAAAGUUACUAAAACGUGCUACUAUUUCAUGAAGUAUGCUUGUGAUAUGAUUUUGUUUUAAACUUAUGACAAACAUAUAACCGUGUGUAGAAUUUCAGCUAAAAUGCAAAAGAAAAAAAAAUACGAAACGAAAAGAAAAUAAACAGUUAAGUUUAACUAGUUAUAAGAAAGAAAUAUUGAAAAAAAAAAAUACAUAAGUUAUAAACGAAACGGACGUAGCUUAAGUCCAGCGGAGAAUGAAAGUUUUAAAUGAUUAUUUGUUCUUUUACAUAAAUUGUAGCUACAUAUAUAUUUUUUUAAAAAUAAUAAUUUAUCUUGCGAUCUAAGGUAAAACAAGAAAAACAACAAAGAAAAGAAACAAAACCCAGUGGUUGACUAAGGAUUGUGGACGCGCUGUGUUUUUUAAUGUAUUUUAUUUGUUUUUAUAAGUUAUAUUUUUUCUCUGAUUUCCUACUUUUAAUUGAUUUUUGAUUGACUAUAAUGGACCGCUCUAGAUCCAUAUAUAUUUUGCGCGGCGAUCAACCGCAAUGCGCAAAGUAUAUUGAAUCGCAGGUGGCGCUAUUAUUAAUUGUCGUUAUUAUUAUUAUUAUUAAUUCUUCCCUCGCCCCCCCUUCAUCAUCCCUUUUUUCCCUCCAUUUAUUGACUUCCUUCUUGUAACUAUGAUUGAUUAUUAUUAUAUGAAUCGUAAUAUAUAUAUUAUAUAGUGAUACAAAGACGUUGUAAUAUUCUAGACAUUUAUUUUUCGAAAGUGUAGUCGACUUCAAUAUUU